Messenger RNA from Musa acuminata AAA Group (dessert banana), 2661 nucleotides. RefSeq lists its product as uncharacterized. The transcript has 8 exons. Gene Ontology annotation, biological process: translational initiation. Gene Ontology annotation, molecular function: translation initiation factor activity; GTP binding; GTPase activity. Gene Ontology annotation, cellular component: cytoplasm. The coding region runs from base 231 to 2369 and encodes 712 amino acids. The record is from RefSeq and is a predicted model, not a curated record. NCBI's taxonomy places the organism in Eukaryota, Viridiplantae, Streptophyta, Magnoliopsida, Zingiberales, Musaceae.
UACGAGUCGAACCGAGUUGGCGGAACCAACCGGUUCGUCUUUCUUAAAGCCCUAAGCGAACCAAACCCCACCGGUGGCUCCUCCCUCUGGCCUGCGACUGCUCUCCUCGACAUCUCCCUCUCGUGCCUUGGCGAAGCGGCCGGCAACCUCCCGUUGUCCGAUCACUGCCUCUCUUCGAUCACCAACCGCCGCUCGAGCGCUACUUCUCUUCAAGCGCCUCGCAUCGAGAGAUGGCUUGGAGAGUUCUAAGGAAGAAGGGUACCAGUGCCAGCUUUUUGAAUGCAUUUUUAUCUACUCAUUCAAAAGAUGCGACACAUGUUAUCUAUGGUUCAUUUGGACAGAUACUAGAUUCUGAUGUUUUACCUAGAGUUGCUGCUGAUGCUAGUGUCCUAAGCAAUAACUUGACUAUCAGGAGUUUCCAUGCAAGUCGUAAUAUGUUGGCAUGGAGAAGAAAAGGGGAAGAUGCCCCUGGUCUAAAAGCUCCCAGAAAAGAGAAACAUGUGAGAAGAGAAACUAGGACUCAAGCACCUGUCGAAACACCUUAUGUACCUCCGAGACAGAAACCUUCAGCAAAGUCCUUCCAUGAUAAAACUGUGGAAAUUUUUGAAGGCAUGACAAUCCUUGAGCUUGCCAAGAGAACUGGUGCAAGUAUUGGUUCAUUGCAAGAGAUAAUGAAAAAUGUCGGUGAAAAAGUUGAUUCUGAAUUUGACCCUAUCAGUGUUGACGUUGCUGAGCUGGUUGCAAUGGAAGUAGGUGUCAAUGCUAGAAGGCUACACUCUGAUGAAGGUGCAGUUCUUCAACCGCGAGCACCUGUUGUGACAGUCAUGGGUCAUGUGGAUCAUGGCAAAACAUCCCUUUUGGAUGCAUUGCGCCAAACAUCUGUUGCCGCCAAGGAAGCUGGUGGGAUCACCCAGCACUUGGGUGCCUUUGUUGUAGACAUGCCAUCUGGAGCCUCAAUAACAUUCCUUGACACCCCAGGACAUGCUGCCUUUAGUGCAAUGCGUGCCAGAGGUGCUGCUGUUACAGAUAUUGUCGUGCUUGUAGUAGCAGCAGAUGAUGGUGUGAUGCCACAAACUCUUGAAGCUAUUUCCCAUGCAAAGGCAGCCAAUGUCCCGAUUGUGGUAGCUAUAAACAAGUGCGAUAAACCAUCAGCUGAUCCACAGAGGGUGAGAAUUCAGCUUGGAUCAGAGGGAUUACCCUUGGAGGAUUUAGGUGGUGAUGUACAAGUUGUUGAGGUCUCUGCUACUAGUAAAAUCGGAUUGGACAAGUUGGAGGAGGCUUUGCUACUUCAGGCUGAGAUGAUGGACCUGAAGGCUAGAAUUGAUGGGCCUGCUCAGGCUUAUGUAGUUGAAGCGAGGGUUGACAGGGGCAAGGGACCUUUGGCUACUGCAAUAGUCAAGUCUGGAACCUUAUUAUGUGGUCAACACAUUGUUGUUGGAGCAGCGUGGGGAAGAAUCAGGACUAUCAGGGAUAUGGUGGGAAGGGCAACUGAAUCAGGUCGACCUGCAAUGCCUGUUGAGAUAGAAGGACUGAAGGGUGUUCCAAUGGCUGGAGAUGAUGUCACUGUGGUGGGAUCAGAGGAGAGAGCACGGAUGCUUAGUGCUGGAAGGAAGAAGAAACUGGAGAAAGAUAGGCUUCACAAGGCCAGUGAAAUGACAACAGACAUUCCAGAUGCUUCAGAAGAGGUGCCAAAAAGGGUUGAAUUGCCUAUUAUUAUUAAAGCAGAUGUCCAAGGUACUGUUCAAGCAGUUACAGAUGCUGUGAGGAGUAUGAAUAAUGCACAGGUUUUUGUUAAUGUCAUUCAUGUUGGUGUUGGCCCCAUAUCCGAAUCAGAUAUUGAUUUGGCUGAAGCUUGUGGAGCAUGCAUUGUUGGGUUUAACAUACGGAAUCCUCCAACUGCCAUUACUCAUGCAGCAAACCAAGCUAAUAUAAAGAUAUGCCUGCAUCGGGUUAUAUACCAUCUCCUGGAGGAAAUCGGAAAGUACAUUAUUGAUAAGGCACCAGGCACUUUUGAGACUAAGGUCGCUGGAGAAGCUGAAGUGCUGAGCAUCUUCGAGCUCAAGGGAAGGAGCAAGUCCAAGGGUCCAGACGUCAAAAUUGCCGGAUGUCGUGUGGUUGAUGGUCGCUUCAUCAAGUCUUCAACAAUGAGGUUGUUGAGGAGUGGGGAAAUUGUUUUUGAGGGUUCAUGUGCAUCAUUAAAACGGGAGCAGCAGGACGUGGAAGCUGUCAGUAAGGGUAACGAAUGUGGACUGGUCAUUCAGGAUUGUGAUGACUUCCAGGUUGGCGAUAUCAUCCAGUGCCUGGAACAGGUUAACAAAAAGCCCAAGUUCGUUUCAACCGUCGGCGGUGCAGUCCGCAUAGAAUGCUGAUAAUUUGCACAUAGUGGAACGGUUGUAAUUUUGAUGGCCCUUUUCACUGAGGAGGUUCCAGCUGAAACUUACAGGUUUACUCAUUUUCCCCUGGGAGUCGCAGGAUGAUUAGCAGUGUAAUAUAUCUUGCUAAUUCUCAUCUCUUCUUUCUAUCUAGAAGUUCUAUACUAUACCAUCUUGGAGGAAUAGUGACGAUCACCAGCUGUUGUAGUUUAUUCCACUGCCAUCUUGAGGAAAUUGUGUAACGGACAAAACUAAAACAAUAAAUUAUCAGUCUUCCAGUUUUGGCCAA